Molecule: messenger RNA, 2790 nt
Organism: Oxyura jamaicensis (ruddy duck)
Lineage: Eukaryota; Metazoa; Chordata; Aves; Anseriformes; Anatidae
Gene: SGO2
Product: shugoshin 2
Exons: 4
Coding region: 732-2180 (482 amino acids)
Biological process (GO): meiotic chromosome segregation
Cellular component (GO): nucleus; chromosome, centromeric region
Source: RefSeq, a predicted model, not a curated record
GGAGAGAGAAAGUUCUCGGAAGUUGAAGAAGGAGAAGCUUUUUCUUGAGAAGGAAGUAGAAAAGCUGCAGCUUCAUAAUACCUUGCUUCAUUGGAAACUAAGCUGUUUGGUAUGCUACAAAUAAUAUUUAAAGCUACAUCAGCUAAACUGAGUUUCAUCCUUUUUGGAAACAUAAUAUUGUUUCUUAAAAUGGUGAUUUGAAACAUUUAUCUCAGAUUUAUGAAGUUGUGUCAUCUCAUAGUAAUUCCUUGUUCAUGUUUGAUUUUUCUUUAAUUUUUGUACUAUUUUGUCAGUCAGUAUAUCUUUGUCCUUAGCUAUUACAGUGUCAGCUUCACUUUUGUAUUUAAAGCUAUUGAAAACUAGUUUUAGCCCUUAAAUGAGCUUGAAAAUUACAGCAUAUAUAUUUACCCUUAUCUUUUCUUUAAGAAAGGAAGACCUUUAAAAUGCUUUCUUAAAAUUACUUUUUCUUUUUGUAUGCAGAAUAAAACUCUUGUAGAAACAGAAGCACUUUUAAAUGAUAAACUUUUAGCUGCAAUAGAAAUAAGCAGUCUUCCUGAGAUGGUCCAAGUAACUGUACUGAUGACCACUUGAAGAGUACGUCUCAGUCAGCUAGAUCUGUAGAAUUGCCAGUGAAGCUUCGUUUACUCACAGCAUCUACUGGAAAACAGCAGGGUAGCCCUUCUGUGUAUGAAAUAAAUUCUUCUAAAAGUACUACUACCUUGUCAAAGGAAAUGCAUUCAGAUCAAGUCAAGUUUGCAUUAUCAUUGCCUUCUGGUAAAAAUAAUCAAAAGAUACUUGAAGUAGACAAGGUGGAAACAAACAAUGACAAAAAUAUAGUUUUAGAAGAAAAUCAUUUACACGGAGAACUACUGAACUGCGAUAGUGCAUUCCUGACUCAUACCAAUAAUACUCAAUCUCUAAGACAGUCUGAGGAGCUUAUAAAACAAAAUAAUGAUAUUUCAUUGCCGUUCUGUGGAAAUGUGCCUGAAAGAAGGAACCACGCAGCACUUUAUAGGUCAAAAUCUCAACAUAAUAUAAAGGAUUUUGAUAAAAAAUGUAUCUCAGAUAUGCAUCAUCAUGGUAGCAGCAGCCAAACCAACUACGUGAAUUUGCAGGAAAGUUCAAGUGGCUUGUCUCACAUUAUUCCUUCACCUCUUGAAUUUAACAGUGAAGGUAAGAUAGAGUUUAAGUCAGUGCUGCUUAUUGACAAGACUAAACCUGAAGAAACUGUAUAUGAUGCUGAUAUGGAGUUGACUGCCAGUGAUGCAGGUGAGCUGCUCACAGUUACAUCAAAAGACAAAGAUAAACUACAUCAAAAUAAAAACAAUAAUGCCAGUUCUGAUAAAAUAUUGGGAAAUUUCAGGAGAGUAAAAUAUUCUAAAAGUGAUAAAGAGAAAAUUAAAAGCAAGACUAAAGUCAGUUCAGAUUUGUAUGCAGAAGAAAGGCAUGCCAGGGCUGACAAGAGCAAAGUUUCAAAAACUAUUGAGUCACAAACUCAGCUAUUCCAAAGUCAAACAGAACAGCAACCUACAAAGAAAUCUUUACAGAAGCAGAGUUUGCCAAAUACUAAUGACUAUUUUGAAGCACAAAAUUGUCCAAGUAAAACUAGAGAUACUAGAGGGACAUGCCUAGUUAAACUAGUGCAUCCAAGAAAACAAGAACAAGAGAAAAAUAAAGAAACUUUCUCAGAAACAUCUGAAGAAUUGGAAAGCAAAAUAAAAGCAGACUCAGAUGCAUCUAAUAACAAGAUCCCACCUCAAGUUUAUUGUGCUGAAAGUUUACCAUUUCAGUAUAACACUUCUAAUGUAUUACCUUUACAGCAGGAAUUUCUAAGUGAAGAUGAGAAGCAUAUCAGACCACAAACAAACAGGAAACCCCUUCAAAGCCCUUCUAAAAUAAUCACAGCAAAAUGCUGUGGAGUGGAAAAUGGGCAGUAUGGAGAAUAUGGUUCAAAAAGGUCUCAAACAGAGAGGUGCCAAGAUGACAGCAAGAAAAAACAAGACCAGAAGAAUAUUAUAAAGAGUAAAUGCAACAAAAAAGGUAGUGACACACAAAGAGAAAAUAAUAGUGUUCAUAAAAUUACUGAGAAAGGACACCGAAACAGUAGUAAUUUUUCUCCAGGCAGAUUAAAACGUACAUUGGCAAAGGCUAGCCAUAAAGCACAUAUAAUCUCAACAUAAGAUCUUAAACAGUUCUCACUUUGCAAAAGUGAAGAAUUAAAAAAUAAGGAUUCAUUGUGCACACAGGCUGGAAAUAACUGAAACUCAGCAAUCUCAGGUAGCUUUAAUUACUCAGAAUGGUGUAGCUAUGAAUAUACUACAGGCUAAAGCCUCUACACAACAAGUUGAUGACAAUGUUAAUGCAUUAAAGGGGGUAGAUUCCUCAUCAGUGAUACGCAAAACCCCUAACACUAGUAAUUCUUCUGAUAAUCAAGUAAAGAACAAAGGGAGCUUUACUUCUGGUAUUAUGGAGACCAGACCAGAAAAAAAUUAUUUCAGGCGUAUUGAUCAGGGACAGCUGAACAUUUUGGAUGACUGCGAAGUCCCUCAUAAGAUAGAUUCCUUUAUGAGCAAAUUAAAGCCUACAGUUGAAAAAUCAGAAUAUUUAAAUUUCAUACGUGUAGAUUUUUCUAAUAAUAUGUCAUUAAAUACAGGUAGCCUUUUCCAGGAAGAUCUUUCCAAUUUGGAGCUCCAAGCUCUUGAUAACCCUAAAUUCCAUUCUUCCGUCAACCUCUCUAUGCUGAGAAACAAUGAAAUUUGGGGGGGAAAUAAUCAAGAUAAAGCACUGGAU